AUGAAUAAUCAAACUUACGUCUCUGAAAAUGCUAAGAACAAUAAAUUUAAACAUCAUACUAUACAUAUGUACACUGCAAAAGUGUCAGAUUUUGGAGCUUCAAGGUUAAUACCUGUUGAUCAAACUCAAAUAACAACUCUAGUUCAAGGAACACUUGGGUACGUAGAUCCACAGUAUUUCCAAACAAGCCAGCUGACAGAAAAGAGUGAUGUUUAUAGCUUUGGAGUGGUGCUAGUGGAACUACUAACAGGACAAAUGCCGGUGUCAUUUGCAAGACCUGAAGCUCAGAGAAACCUGUCUUCUUACUUCAUUUUAGCAAUGCAACAGGAUCACCUUUCCCAAAUUCUUGAGCCUGGGCUUGCAAACGAAGGGAAUAGAGAACAGCUUAAAGCAGUUGCAGAUCUUGCAAUGAGGUGUCUCAGAUUUAGGGGUGAAAAAAGGCCCACAAUGAAAGGAGUGGUGUUAGAGCUUGCAGGGUCAAGAGGGAUUGACAAACACUGUUGGAAUCAAGUCAACUAUGAGGAGGCUGUAGGCUUGCUCGAUGAACCAUUGGAUUUAUACACAGCUGAGAGUUCAUCAAGAGUAAAUCGUCAUAGUGACAUGCCAACUAGGCAAUAUAGCAAUCACAAUUCAACGACAUUUUCAUUGGACUUCCCCCGAUGA
Molecule: messenger RNA, 663 nt
Organism: Durio zibethinus
Lineage: Eukaryota; Viridiplantae; Streptophyta; Magnoliopsida; Malvales; Malvaceae
Source: RefSeq, a predicted model, not a curated record